UGAACAAACUCAAUACCUCGAGCAAAUGACCAUCAACCCUCCACCCACCCACCCACCUUCACAACUAGUUAUGUCAUGUACGAAACAUGGUGGCCUAUGAUAAUCACAAAAAACCUCCCCACCAUUUUUACUUCAACUUUCUUAACACAUCUCUUUUCUUCAUGUCAGCACCAUCAAAUUAUGCCGUCGUCACCACCGCGGUUCUUAGAACCACAAAGCGAAACUGGUGGCUGCGCAUGGCAGCACAUACCCUAUUUGUCCUUUUCGGCCAAAUCGCCGCUACGCUACUUGGAAGACUAUACUACAACAAAGGAGGAAAAAGUGUUUGGUUGACCGCACUGGUCGAAACCAUUGGAUUCCCUAUCCUCAUUCCUUUUUAUCUCUACUUCACACCAUUAACAUAUCACCAAUCAACAGAUUUAAACACAUCAAACCCACCUUCCAUUUCAAUCCUAGCCGCGAUUUACAUCACGCUAGGAGCAUUACAGUCUGUAACGAGUAUUCUAUACUCGGUCGGACUAUUCUACCUCCCUCUUUCCACAUUUUCACUCAUUUGCACAACACAACUUGCGUUUAAUGCUUUCUUUGCCUUCUUUCUAAACGCACAGAAGUUAACCCCUUUGAUCGUCAACUCGCUAGUCCUUCUAACAAUUUCUACAGUUUUACUAGUUCUCCAAAGCAAAGAUGAAGAAAAUCAAGUGGGUGUGUCACGAAAAAAGUAUUUAAAGCUAGGGUUUGCAUGCAGUGUCGUUGCAUCUGCUCUUUAUUCAUUGGGUCUAUCCCUAACACAACUAGCCUUUCAAAAAGUGUUGAAAGGUGAAACUUUCACAAUGGUAUUGAACAUGAUUAUCUAUCAGUCAUUAGUUGCAUCGACUGUCACGAUCAUCGCGCUAUUUGUUAGCGGUCAAUGGGAUGAUUUGCAUGGAGACAUGGCGAAUUUUGAAUUGGGGAAGAUAAUGUACUUGAUUAUUAUAAUUUGCAUUGCGGUUUCGUGGCAGAUUGCUACGAUUGGUGGAGUUGGUUUAAUCUUUGAGGUGUCGUCUUUGUUUUCGAAUGUGAUCAAUACUUUGGCACUCCCGAUUAUCCCGAUACUAGCGGUGAUUAUUUUCCGCGAAAAGAUGAACGGGAUGAAGGUGAUCGCUACCGUGUUGGCUAUUUGGGGUUUUGCUUCGUAUGUGUAUCAACAUUAUCUUGAUGAGUCCGACAACAAAAAUGGAAUUGAAGGUGUAGAUGAAGUUUCACAAACAUAAUGAUAAUGUUUAUAGUCAAAAAUAACUAUUGUGAGUUGUCCUGCUUUUGUCACUUAAAUUUCAUGUGUAGGGUUGGGUUUGGUUCAAAGUGGGUUGGGGUUCAAUAAUGCCAUUUUUACAAUGGAUCUAAACUUGUAAGUUUUCUUUUUCUAACGGUGAAUAUAUUAAAAUUCAAAUA
Helianthus annuus (common sunflower) is the source of this 1428-nucleotide messenger RNA. RefSeq names its product purine permease 21. NCBI's taxonomy places the organism in Eukaryota, Viridiplantae, Streptophyta, Magnoliopsida, Asterales, Asteraceae. The record is from RefSeq and is a predicted model, not a curated record. Gene Ontology annotation, cellular component: membrane. The coding region runs from base 87 to 1250 and encodes 387 amino acids. Gene Ontology annotation, molecular function: purine nucleoside transmembrane transporter activity. The transcript has a single exon.